Parastagonospora nodorum SN15 is the source of this 804-nucleotide messenger RNA. RefSeq lists its product as hypothetical. The coding region runs from base 1 to 804 and encodes 267 amino acids. Lineage: Eukaryota; Fungi; Ascomycota; Dothideomycetes; Pleosporales; Phaeosphaeriaceae. The record is from RefSeq and is a predicted model, not a curated record. The transcript is spliced from 3 exons. Gene Ontology annotation, molecular function: monooxygenase activity; heme binding; oxidoreductase activity, acting on paired donors, with incorporation or reduction of molecular oxygen.
AUGAGCAUCCUACUGAUCCUUCUUCGUGUCUUCUAUCUAGCGAUCUCGGCCACGUUUGGAUGGCUAGCAUACAAUAUCCUGUUUCACCCACUUCGAAAAUACCCGGGGCCGCUCCUAUGGCGAGCAUCACCUAUACCCCGCAUCCUCUCCAGAUGGAGAGGUUCUACGGUAUUUGAUGCGCACCGCCUCCACGAGCAAUAUGGUCCAGUUGUGCGGUUGAGCCCUUGGGAACUGAGCUACACAUCCAGUGAUGCAUGGAAAGAUAUCCAUGGCACAGGUAACUCCACUCCUCGAAAGCCGCUGCCAAAGAACCCUCUCGCCAACCCUCCGCCGAUGUCAGGCGAACCAGGCCUAAUCGAUGUUUUGGAUGAUGAAAAGCAUCGCCAGCAACGCCAACUCUUCAACCAAGGAUUUUCUACCAGAGCACUGAAGGAACAAGAGCCUCUCCUGUGUAAGCAUGUCGACAGAUUGGUAGCGGCUGUGCAGUCGCGAGCUGACCAAGGGAGCGAAGUAAACAUGGUGGACAUGUUUAAUUUCUUGGCCUUCGACGUUAUGGGCGACUUGGCUUUUGGUACAUCUCUUGGCCUACUCGAAAACACGGAGUACAACACUUGGGUUCGGGUGAUUGUUGCGACUAUCAAAGUCGUCACUAUCCGUAUCGUGGUCUUCUACCAUAUCCCGUUCGCAUCAAAAAUACUGCCCCUGUUGGUCCCAAAAUCCAUGAAGGCAAAGCGAGAUGCGCAUAUGAAGUUCGCCGAAGAUAGAGUCAGAGAGAGAUUGGAAAGGAAGACUGAUCGUCCCUGA